Notolabrus celidotus (New Zealand spotty) is the source of this 2033-nucleotide messenger RNA. It is a transcript of the gene ccnb3, whose product is annotated as cyclin B3. Gene Ontology annotation, molecular function: cyclin-dependent protein serine/threonine kinase regulator activity. Gene Ontology annotation, biological process: mitotic cell cycle phase transition; regulation of cyclin-dependent protein serine/threonine kinase activity. The record is from RefSeq and is a predicted model, not a curated record. Lineage: Eukaryota; Metazoa; Chordata; Actinopteri; Labriformes; Labridae. Gene Ontology annotation, cellular component: cyclin-dependent protein kinase holoenzyme complex; cytoplasm; centrosome. Bases 213 to 1487 code for a protein of 424 amino acids. The transcript has 12 exons.
ACAGCGCAGCGCAGCAGAUUUGGAUCCGCAGCUGCUUUAGGUUGCUUUUGUUUGAGCUCUCAGCUCAGUCGUGAAGAAACACAGCGAAACUGGACUAUUCACACUGAAUUCUCGACCUUUAACGAAGCGACUGAGUGAAAGGAGUAGGAAUUGAGAAAACUAUCCCAUUACAGGCACUGUGGAGUUACUUUGUACGCAUAAAGGAGCCAGACAUGCCUAUACCGAGGGUGAGGAAGCCUGCAGUCACUGCUGGGAGCAAGAUACCCAAGCUGACUGCAACAACCAGCGAGAACCAGGAGGAAGGCACCCAGGCGAAGAGGUCCUCCUCUCCUCCUCAUGGAGCCCCCAAAAAGAGGACUGCUUUCAUCGACAUCACUAAUGCUCACAAGGUCCAGCUCAGCAUCCCGGGGAGGAAGAAGGACGCGGCGAAGAAGCAGGCGAAGAAGACGAGCUCUGCCACCGUGUCGACGAAGAACCAGGCCAACCUGAAAAAGUCUUUGUCCACGAGCUCGGAGGGGACGCCGAGCGAGAAAGAGAAGACGGACGCAGAGGAGGAGGAGAGGGAAGAGGAGGCGCAGAGCGACGCAGCAGCUCCAGUCGAAGAGCUGGUGGCUGCUGUGGAGGUCCCUGAACACCUCCGGAAACAACACAUCCCAGAGGAGUUUGACAUCGACUCUGAGAACUCUGAGGACUGCUACAUGUGCCCCGAGUACGCCAAGGACAUCUUCGACUACCUGAAACAGAGAGAGGAGAAGUUCGUCCUCUGUGACUACAUGCCCACGCAGCCCAGUCUGAACCUGGAGAUGAGGUCCAUCCUGAUCGACUGGCUGGUUGAAGUGCAGGAGAACUUUGAGCUGUACCACGAGACCCUGUACCUGGCCGUGAAGAUGACAGACCACUACCUGGCCCAGACUCCGGUCCACAGGGAGAUGCUGCAGCUCAUCGGCUCCACCGCCAUGCUCAUCGCCUCCAAGUUUGAGGAGCGCAGUCCCCCCUGUGUCGACGACUUCCUCUACAUCUGCGACGACGCCUACAAGAGGGAGGAGCUUAUUUCCACAGAGGCCAACAUCCUGCAGGCGCUCCGCUUCGACAUCAACAUCCCCAUCCCGUACCGCUUCCUCAGACGCUACGCCAAGUGUGUGAGCGCCGGCAUGGACACGCUGACUCUGGCGCGGUACUUCUGCGAGAUGAGUCUGAUGGAGAUGGAGCUGGUGACGGAGAGAGGCUCGCUGCUGGCCUCCGCCUGCCUGCUGAUGGCGCUGGUCACCAAAGAGCUGGGAGGAUGGAGUCCCAUCCUGCAGUUCCACUCCGGGUAUCAGACGUCAGAUUUGGCGCCGGUUGUCCGGAAGCUCCACGUGAUGCUUUCAGCGCCGCCUGACGACAAACUGAGAGCAAUCAGGAACAAAUACGCCCACAAGGUGUUUUUUGAAGUUGCAUCUCUGCCGUUGGUCGACAUUGACGUUUUGGAGAAAGCGUUCUCUCAGUGAGGGAAGAGAAAGCCUUCCAUAUAAAGGAAAAUAAUAACCUAUCUCUGAAACCUUGUACAUAACUUGUUAAUAUGUUUUAAUAUUUAUGAACAUAGUCUAGUCUGCCUUUUUAUGUAAUAUUUGAAAUAAAUCUGUACUUCCAGUUUGUCAUGGAAAAGAGUUUUAACGUGGGCAUUUUGUUAAAGUUUCCCCGGCGUAUUGUUUUCUUAAUUAAGAACUUCUUUUAGUUACAUUUCUUCUUUUUUUUUAAACGAAGAGAAAAACAUCCUUCAAAGAGUGAGACGUGAGUGAGCCUCCCUUUUUGAAUGUUUGUAGCAGAUGGUUGGAGUUGAAGAGGAGAUGAACUCUACUACCGGCCCACACGUUCUUACAGUCACGUCAUGUUGUUGAGGUUAGCAGGUAUGCAUGUGCUGUACAGUGUUUAUCAUGUUAAUACCGUAACGCCAUGUCUGCGUAUAAAAGACGAGCGGAUGAUGCUGUGCUAUUUUUAAAUGGCUGUCAUUGCGUACUCUGAAAAUAAAGAUGUUUUUUAUGUGUUUGAUAAAA